Messenger RNA from Herpailurus yagouaroundi (jaguarundi), 867 nucleotides. It is a transcript of the gene NMU, whose product is annotated as neuromedin U. Gene Ontology annotation, biological process: neuropeptide signaling pathway; positive regulation of smooth muscle contraction; positive regulation of synaptic transmission. The record is from RefSeq and is a predicted model, not a curated record. NCBI's taxonomy places the organism in Eukaryota, Metazoa, Chordata, Mammalia, Carnivora, Felidae. Gene Ontology annotation, cellular component: terminal bouton. Gene Ontology annotation, molecular function: neuromedin U receptor binding. The transcript has 10 exons. The coding region runs from base 232 to 753 and encodes 173 amino acids.
GUGACGCGACGGAGGCCGGGGGCGGCGGGCCGCGAGGUGACGCGCGUGGGGACCGCGCUGGCCCAGCCCACGUGUCCGCGAGAUUUAAAAGUUGGCGGCGCGCGGGGAGGUCAGCUUGGCGGCGGAGCCCCGCGAGCAGCGCGCCCGGGACGCAGAGGCACUGCCAGGGCCCCGCGUGGAGUGCUGACCCGCGCAGCUCAGGCUUCGAGCUCCGAGCCGCCAAGCGCCGAGAUGCCGCGAGCAGCGAACCGCCGCCCCGGGCCGCCCGCGGGACAGGUGGCCGCCGCGUCCGGGCCCCUGCUGCUGCUGCUGCUCGCCUGUUGCGCGGGCACCUGCCUUGGUGCUCCAAUAUUAUCUCAAGGACUACGGCCUGAACAAGAACUACAGCUGUGGAAUGAGAUAGAUGAUGCCUGUUCGUCUUUCCUGUCCCUUGAUUCUCAGCCUCAGGCAUCCAAUGCACUGGAGGAGCUUUGCAUCACAAUUAGGAGGACUCUACCAAAGCCCCAGGAAACAGAUGAAAAAGAUAAUACCAAAAGGUUCUUAUUUCAUUAUUCGAAGACACGGAAGUUGGGCAAUUCAAAUGUUGUGUCGUCUGUCGUGCAUCCGUUACUGCAGCUUGUUCCUCACCUGCAUGAGAGAAGAACGAAGAGAUUCAGACUGGACGAAGAAUUCCAAGGUCCUAUUGCAAGCCAAGUUCGGAGACAGUUUUUAUUCAGGCCACGCAAUGGAAGAAGGUCAGAAGGUUACAUUUAAAAUGGACCAACAAUUUUCCACAGAAGCAGCAAAAUGUUGACAUUUUGUUUUCUUCUCAAAAACAAUCCUUGCUAAACUUACUGUAUUUGACAAUCCCUGUGUUGUAAACAUUCU